AGGCCCUGCAGUUCGAUCGCGGCCUCUUCGCCCGCUGGCUGCGGCUGCUGCUCUGCUCCUUCUACGGCACCGAGGAGCGAGUCGUCGCUGACCUGCUGCGCAGACGAGAAGCUCUGCUUCGGGACACCGUGAUUGCAGAGGUGCUCGGGCUGCACGAGCGGCAGGUGCGCCAGGCGCUCGAGCGCCGGCUCGUGCCCGACUGCCUCGUGGAGAGGCGCACAGAGGGCGAGGGCCAGUCGUCGAAGACGUUCUACCGCAUCUCGCCCACGGCCCUCGCGGCGACCGCGCUGAGGCCGCGGCCCCCCCGCGCCCACCCGCCAGGACGUGUUUGGAUCCGGUUGGACCGAUCUCCA
This is a messenger RNA of Prorocentrum cordatum, 353 nucleotides long. Lineage: Eukaryota; Dinophyceae; Prorocentrales; Prorocentraceae. The record is from the annotation of a GenBank genome assembly.